Dujonia railenensis is the source of this 1326-nucleotide messenger RNA. The record is from the annotation of a GenBank genome assembly. NCBI's taxonomy places the organism in Eukaryota, Fungi, Ascomycota, Pichiomycetes, Serinales, Debaryomycetaceae.
AUGUCCACUAUAACUGCUGGUGACUACAUACAAUCGCAAUUGGAGUUGGAGAGAGAGGCUAGGGAGCUUAUGCCCUAUGACUCGAAUGUCUGCACCUACUCCAUGGGUGAAUUGAGACAGCCUAUAUUCGCGUGCUUGACUUGCUCGAGACAGAACAAGGGCACACCAAUUGGAGUAUGCUACUCCUGUUCUAUCCAAUGCCACUCAUCUCAUGAGAUUGUAGAGUUGUUUGCAAAGAGAUCAUUUGUUUGUGAUUGCGGAACAACAAAAAUGAAAGACACUAUCCAUGGUGCUUGUAAGAUAAGGUCAAAGCCUGUAGAGGAACAGUCACAUUCCAAUCACCCUUCUAUAAGGAGAUCGAGUUCCUCUUCGUUCAACUCUCGUCCUGUUUUACUUGAGGCGGAAGAUAUACCUUCGCUGGGUAACCAAUAUAACCAGAAUUUCAAAGGACUCUUUUGUAGUUGUGAGAAGACAUACAAUCCUCUUGAAGAGACUGGGAAUAUGAUACAGUGCUUCUUUGGAUACGAGUGCAGCGAAGAAUGGUAUCAUGAAGGCUGCAUUUUAGGAUAUUUGCCCGGAGCUAUCAAAAGGGAGUCGACUACAAAGCCUUCUGCUAGUUCUUCUCAAAAUCAACUUGAAAAGCUUGCCUUGCCAACAAUUGGAGAGGAAGCUCCCAAAAAACGAGAACGGGAAGACCAGAGUGAAGAUGAAAAUGAAGAAGACAAUGAAGGCGCAUCACAAGUUCCAUACUUUCCAAAUUUGAACGAUUUUGAUCAAUUUAUAUGCUGGAAAUGUGUAAAUAGUUUCAAACAAGUGUUCAAUUACUUAGUUAAACAUGAUGAUAUUGCUUUAACACAUUUACCUCACUAUGACAAUAUCCCAACCAUAGAUGAGUGGAAAUUAAAGUACAAUAAUACUAAGAAGAUUAAAGUUGAAAAUUCUGAUACUGUUAUAGUUCCAUAUUCUGUAUUUCUUAAACCUGGAUUCAAAGCUUGUCUUAAGCGAUUGCACGGGGAUACUCUGUCCCCCAAAUAUGUUCAAGAGUUUUUAACAAACUACUCAUUUCUAUACGAAGAAGAUCCAGUUUAUGAACCUCCUGAAGACGAGGAUGACGAUACUUCUUCUAACACCGGCUCUUUACUAGAUUUGGGAGCUGAAGCUUUGCUGUCUUUGCCGAAGGAGCAAGCGAUUGAAGGACUACAAGCUUAUGAUAAGAUAAAGGAGAAGCUUAGGGACUUCUUUAAACCUUUUGCAGAGGACGGUAAAGUUGUUACUGAAGACGAAGUAAGAAGUUUUUUCAAUAAGGUCAAAGAGGAGGAACGUUGA